CUGGCUUGGCCGCUAGUAGAGGUGGCUUGAUAGCACGGAGCGCUUCCUGUGGGAUUGGAGCACAUGAGACGUGCACAUCAGGCAGCGGGGUAGCUUUGACGCGGAAGUAUAAAUCAGGCUUUCGGCAUUCCCCUCCUUCCUUUGAGCAGUGUAGGUGAAGUGUGCACAGGAAACUGAAGCUGAAAUGUCAGAUGAAGAGCAGAAAUCAUUUGAGCUGCUGAGGCUGUUAAACUGACGUAAUGUGAGAGGAAGCAGUGAAAGGGUUAAAUAACUGUGUGUGUGUGCGACCUCCAGCUGACAUCACCUCGUCAGCUGACAUCGAGCAGUGUCUGAAGGAGGCGGCCUACAUGAAAGACUUCGACCACCCCAACGUCAUCCAGCUCAUCGGAGUGAGUCUUCACCGGCGUCCUGGCCAGCGGCUGCCGAUCCCGAUGGUGAUUCUGCCGUUCAUGAAGCACGGAGACCUGCACACCUUCCUGCUGCUGUCCAGACUGGGAGAACGGCCGUUUGACCUGACUCUGCAGACUCUGCUGCAGUUCAUGCUGGACAUCUCUCGGGGGAUGGAGUACCUGAGCGGCAGGAGCAUCAUCCACCGAGACCUCGCUGCCCGAAACUGCAUGUGAGUCCACCGGUCAGCUCUCAG
This is a messenger RNA of Micropterus salmoides (largemouth bass), 643 nucleotides long. RefSeq names its product tyrosine-protein kinase receptor TYRO3-like. The coding region runs from base 348 to 623 and encodes 91 amino acids. Gene Ontology annotation, molecular function: transmembrane receptor protein tyrosine kinase activity; ATP binding. Lineage: Eukaryota; Metazoa; Chordata; Actinopteri; Centrarchiformes; Centrarchidae. Gene Ontology annotation, biological process: protein phosphorylation; cell migration; positive regulation of kinase activity. The record is from RefSeq and is a predicted model, not a curated record. Gene Ontology annotation, cellular component: signaling receptor complex. The transcript is spliced from 3 exons.